AUGAGCAGUCCACUCCAAAGACUGAGACAGUUCCAUCACGAGUUCUUGUCGCCAUGGUUACGAGACCUGUCUCGAGCCCGCUCAAACCUUUUGCCUUUUCGUACACUUUGCAACCAAUUUCAUCACUUUGGCCUUGUUUAUUUAUUUAUUUAUUUAUUUAUUUUUGGGGGGGGGGUCGCUUGUACACACUGCGCCGCGCAUGCGCCGAAAGGGUCGCCCGUGACGACAGCGCGAGGGCGUGGACGCGCUGCCAGGAGAGAGCGGGGCGCGCACGCACGCCGCCGCCUCGCAGUCACGGCGGAGGAGGAAGAAGAAGAAGAAGAAGAAAAAGAAAAAGAAGGAGAAAGAGGAGGAGAAGGAGGAGGAGGAGGAGGAGGAUGGACGCGGCUCCCCCCACGCUGCGCGCGCCUCACUAGGGCAACAUGGGCUGCAUCGGAUCCAGAAGCAUCACAUGGCCGUGCCGAGUUCUCCUGGGAAGGAAUCAAUCUGUCCAUGGAGGACACCACGUCCAUCCUGCCGCGCCUCAAGAGGAAGCCGGCCAACUCCUACGGCAUCGGCGCCCUGGCUAAGUCGUCGCUGACAGGUGUGUCAGGCGUGACGCGCUCCAUGAAGGACAAGGUGACCAAGCCCACCGCCAUGGCGCAGGGCCGCGUGGCCCACAUGAUCGAGUGGCAGAGUUGGGGCAAGCCCUCGGCGGGGCCGCUGGGGGGCGCCGGCCGCGCCAACCUGCAGCGGGAGAAGGAGCGGCGCAUGGAGAACGACGCCUACAGCGACCUGAGCGACGGCGAGAAGGAGGCGCGCUUCGCCGCCGGCAUCAUGCAGCAGUUCGCCAUCUCCGAGGCGACGCUCUUCGGGUGGACGUCGGUGGACGACGACCUGGUCGGCGACUCCGACCGCGGCAGCGUGGCGCACCUCAGCGACGUCAACCAGGACAGCAUCACCAGCAGAGACCAGGUCCUCCAGCACUCGUCCGCCGACGUGUGGCCUCACACGUACGUGUCGCAGGGCCUCUACUGCCUGUCCUCGUCCGACGCCUGGGAGCCAAUCACCAGUCAGCCUUCGGGCGUGGCCUCGCCGGCCGCGGGCUCCUACGUCACGCCGGCGGGGAGCGGCGCCGGCGCCACGCCGGGCGAGGGCUACGAGUCGACGGUGGGCGGCUUCCUCCAGCAGCACAACCAGCUGCAGCAGCUCCACCAGUACCAGCAGCAGCUGCUGCACUACCAGCAGCAGCAGCAGCAGUCAUCGCACAGCGCCUCUUAUUCGCUCCAAGCCACGCCCAGCAGCACCAUCCACAGCCUGGGCCCGCCCGCGCACCCGCGCCUGGCUGAUCUGUGGGGGGCGGCGCAGGCGGAGGCGCACCAGGUGGAGGUCGUCGGGCAGCUAAGCGGACGGGCGGCGGAGGCGUCCGACGGCGUGGCGGACGCCCUCGGGGAGGGGCCCGAGGGGGAGGAGGAGGAACUCACCAGGGUGGAGGACGUCACACUGACCUCGGAGCCCAAGCCGUGCCCUCUGACCCCGCCGCGGGAGGACGCGCCGUCCACGAGAGGGCCCAGCCCGGCGACGCCGGCCGAGAGGCUCGCCUUCGACGCGACGGCGCGCUUGGAGGAGACGGACGACGACCCGGACGAGGGCGGCGCCGGCGGCGUGGCGGUGGCCACCAACUGAGCCGAAAAGUCCGACACAACACAAUCAAUACACGUCCAAUAAUCAAUCCCGAUAUUAGCCCAGCCCCUCCCCCUUUUUCAGGACAAGUGGAAUAUUAACCCAGCAAAAAAAAAAAAUGUUUUUGAGGGGGCGACCAAAGACCAGUGGACAGGAAGUACAACCCCAAACGCACCCAAGAGGAGGAAGCGUUUGCGUCCGUCGUCUGGAACUUCCUGCCGGCGCACCGCCGCAAUGUUGCAAUGUACACAAAAGUAAUAACAUAUCCGACUGCUUUUUAUAAUAAAAAGGGGAAAAGAUCACGCAGAAACGUUCGCGUGCG
Messenger RNA from Syngnathoides biaculeatus (alligator pipefish), 1984 nucleotides. RefSeq lists its product as uncharacterized. The coding region runs from base 1 to 1665 and encodes 554 amino acids. The transcript has 9 exons. Lineage: Eukaryota; Metazoa; Chordata; Actinopteri; Syngnathiformes; Syngnathidae. The record is from RefSeq and is a predicted model, not a curated record.